Bufo bufo (common toad) is the source of this 1928-nucleotide messenger RNA. RefSeq lists its product as uncharacterized. The coding region runs from base 672 to 1481 and encodes 269 amino acids. Lineage: Eukaryota; Metazoa; Chordata; Amphibia; Anura; Bufonidae. The transcript has 2 exons. The record is from RefSeq and is a predicted model, not a curated record.
AGCCGUUUCGCCUGUGAAGGCUUCUUCCGGGGAUGCCGUAUUGUCCAAAUCCACAACAUUAUAUCGUGCCUUAGUUUGUUGGAAAACACAUGAGGGCAGAAGAAUCCUUAUGGAGUUGAUGGACGAACAAUAAACGGGCCCGGCAACGGAAGGAGAUAAAGGCAGCAAUGUCCUGAUUUGGCCUAAAAAACAAUACGAGAAAGAAGUGUUUAGACAACUCAAGGACGCCAUGUGCUACAAACGUCUCACAAUCCAGAAGACCAGUAUAAGAAAGAAUUGCUAUUAAUUGUUCAGCGAGCUCAGGAGAAGGGGGAUUAUAACUGGAAAAGAAGCAGAUUGUUUAAUACCCGAACAUCCUAAGGUCGCCACCCUGUAUAUGCUCCCGACGAUUCUUAAGCAUGCCACCUGUCCCCCGGGAUGUCCAAUCGUCUCCGGGGUCGGGAGUCUGUGUGAACCAGCAUGUAAAUUUAUUGAUUUUGUCCUUAAACCACUAGUGGAACAACUGCCAUCAUUCCUGAAGGACACGACUGAUCUACUACGUAGAUAAAAUGGCCUUCAGUUGGAAGCGGACAUGUGGAUCGCCUGCUGCCAUUUGGAAUCGCUGUAUACCAGCAUUCGCCAUAAAGAUGGUUUAGAGGCAGUGCCUUUCUUCCUCACGAUGUCGGACGUUGAUGAAUCCAGGGGUGAGUAUAUUUCUAGAAUUAUUGUCUUUCGUUCUUUCCCAUAAUUAUUUUACGUUCUGGGACGCCUUUUACCUGCAGCUCCAGGCUACAGCGAUGGGGGCGGUGUGUGCGCCGUCCUUCGCCAACCUGUUCCUGGGGCUGUGGGAGAGGGAGGUGUUCCUUUCAGAUACCAUUUUGGGUGUGGGCGGUGUCCAGCUGUGUGCCCGCUACAUAGAUGAUAUUUUCAUCGUGUGGCAGGGCCCGCGGGCUGGACUCGCCCAACUCAUGGGGGUUUUGAACGAUAAUGCUCUGAAUAUUAAACUAAGCCACAGGAUUGAGAAGACGUGCCUGGAUUUUCUGGAUGUAAAGAUCUCCGUAGAUGACGGUGGUAGAACACACACUGACCUCUUCAGAAAGGAGACCUCUACAAAUGCGGUGUUGCAUGCGAAUUCCAGUCAUCUGAAGAAUCUAGUGCACAGCAUACCGUAUGGUCAAUUUCUGCGAGCCAGACGUAUUUGCUCUACAGAUGAGUCCUUUGAAUCCCAGUCGGACGAUUUACGUGAAAUAUUUCAAGCACGUGGCUAUACAGUGAGGAGCAUAAAUGAAGGAUACAAUAAGGCUAAACACAAGAAGAGAGAUGAUCUUCUCCUGGCCUAUAGGAAACAGAGGGACAAUCGAGACGAACAGGUACGUUUUAUCUCCAGCUACAAUUUAGAAUGGAGACAGAUGAGACAGGCCUUGACAAAAUAUUGGGAAAUUCUGAGAUUAGACCCCCACUUUGAACAGGGUUCUGUCUGCGACUCCAUCGAUAACAUAUAGACGGUCAAAGAAUCUUAAAGACAUUCUGGUAAGGAGUCACCACUCGGCAGAUCACCCAUCGAAAGUGUUCAACUCCAGGGGCUCCAAAUGGGGGUGUUUCCCCUGUGGGAAACGUGUGGCCUGUAUUAAUGUGGAUAGGACCACACACUUCUCAGAUCUGACGGGUCAUGGUACAGAAUAUAUGAUCACCCAUAGCAUUACAUGCAGCACAAUCGGUGUGAUCUACCUUGCGUCAUGCCCCUGUAAAUUAAUUUAUGUAGGCAUGACCUCGAGAGAACUAAAGAAGCGCAUAUGUGAACAUGUAUUGGGGAUAAUGGCCGCCAAGGAGGAGAAUGACGUAUCUCAACUAAAACCAAUUCCAAGGCACUUCAAAGAAUUUCAUGAUUGUAAUAGCUCUGCUUUUUGGGUCCGAGGGAUUGACCGGGUGUACAUGUCAUCACGUGGCGG